This is a messenger RNA of Tilletiaria anomala UBC 951, 679 nucleotides long. RefSeq lists its product as uncharacterized. The record is from RefSeq and is a predicted model, not a curated record. The transcript is spliced from 2 exons. The annotation marks the transcript as partial. Lineage: Eukaryota; Fungi; Basidiomycota; Exobasidiomycetes; Georgefischeriales; Tilletiariaceae.
GUCAGCGACCGAGUCGGCGCAUUCACGUACCUGGCCCGCGACGCCCAGUACCGCUGCAGACCACGGCCAAACAGUCGCUCCGGAGCAAUUGAGGUUUCGCAUACUCGAGAAUCUAACCUACAAUGGCUAGCCGGCUACAGGUACAGGAGGGGAGCCACCCGUCAUCUAGGCAGGUUCCUCGUCGGUUGGAAGUUACGCCGUACGACUUGCGCACCUCGCCAGGAACCGCUUCAUUGCAAUAGCAGGUACUGCGAAGACAGCGUAUGUCCAGUCGCUCGAUGCACAGACUGUCGUCAAUUACAAGGGAACAGACGAAGUUCCUCCGAUCGACGAGACCGUAGCGCCUGCCACGAGCAUUCGUUGACAUCCUCGAGAAUGGCACGUCCGGCUCGCUCGGCAACGUCCUCAAGCAUGCCAGCGGUGGCGGCACCAUCACAGCUGUCCUCUCAAGCGAGUAUGACGACGAUCUGAAGAAAGUCAAGCAGCCCUUGCUCUCUGGCGUCAGUGUCAGACUUGUGUCCAUUGUAGAGGCGUACGCGUGGCGCCGACAGUAUUGGGAAUAUGUAUUCGUCGCGAAGCUGAAUGGAUGGAUCGGCGAAGGCAAGUUCAAAGCGAACCGUGUGAGAGUUAUUCGCGGUCACCUCAAAGGCGUGCAAGAAGGUCGGGAGCUGCUUGCAGC